This is a messenger RNA of Rhodotorula toruloides NP11, 1896 nucleotides long. RefSeq lists its product as uncharacterized. The record is from RefSeq and is a predicted model, not a curated record. The transcript is spliced from 5 exons. The coding region runs from base 1 to 1896 and encodes 631 amino acids. Lineage: Eukaryota; Fungi; Basidiomycota; Microbotryomycetes; Sporidiobolales; Sporidiobolaceae.
AUGGCUGAAGGCCGUCCCGUGCGCGAGAAGCGCAGACCCAGCGCGCUCUUGGCCUACGACUCGUCCCCGCUCUCCGACGCCGACUCCGCCUACGACCAGGAUCUCUCCCCACCUCAACACGCUGACCCUGCUCCGCCGCCUCCGCCGUCUGCCAAGCGUGUUGCCCGCAAGUCUACGAGCAAGGGUAAGGCGGCGUCCGGAUCGCCCGAAACGAGUCCAGCGCCGCCUGCACCCGCUCGGAGGGCUUCAACGAGGAGACAGUCAUCCGGACCGGCGGGGGCGGCCGUGAGUCCCGAGCCUACGCCCAGCAAGCCCAAAGCUACAUCGAAAGCGAGGGCCCCGCCGAAGAAGCGCAGGAUCGCCAAGGUCAGGAGCGAGUCGGAGGAUGAGGGCGCGGCCGCUCCGACACUUGCGGCGGGCCUGGCGGGCACUGCGGCACUACCCGAUGCCCUACCUCUUCUGCCUACUGCAUCGACCAGUGCGACAGAACCCUCGCCGAGGCCGUCAGGCGCGGCGGCACCUCCUCCCGUCGCCAGUCCUCCGCCGACCUUCGACCUUCAUCCUACUCCGUCGACUUCGACCGAUCAGGCUCUGACAGGCGACCGAAAUGUAUUGACGGCUACGGUGCCGGGCGCUCCGCUUGUCGCUUCGCCUGCCGAAACGCCUGUCGACACGUCCAACCAACUUUCGUCUCUUCCGCCGGUUCUCCCCGCCGUUCAGCAGUCUUUGGCGACUACUUCUGGUUCGCCUGCAGUGCCGGAGGUGACGCCUGUGGCAUCUCAGCCGCCCAUCCCGUCCGGAUCCACCCUCACCCCGCUUCCCAGCCGCCCGCCCUCAUCUCUUUCCGCAAUCCUCGCCGAACCGCAAGCCGUCACAGCGCCUCCAGUUCCAUCUACCCAGCCCUCCGCGCUUGAAGCAACUCUCACCGUUCCGCCCACCACGGACGUCCACCCUCCUUCCCUCGCAACAAACGAGGCUAGCGCCGCACCGUCUCUCGCUGCCGCCUCUCUCGCAUCACUCCCGCCCAUUCCCUCUCCCGCAACACUUCCCUCGCUUUCCGCCGCUCCAUUUUCCACCGCUCCUUCGCCGAAACCCGCCGAGUCGGCGCCCACACCUCCUCCGCCCGCACCCGCGUCACUUCCCGCCCCAGCUGCUGUACCAGCGAAGAAGGAGGAACCUAAGGCGAAGAGCCGCGCGAGAACUGCUGCGGCGGUAGCAGCGGCAGGAGGAGGAUCGUCUGGCUCGACGCCUGUGCGGAAGAAGCCCAAGCUCUCGUCUGCGGCGGGUGAUGGUCCUGUUGCAGACGAGGGGCAGGCGGAGGAAAUGCUCGCGCAGGCUGCGAAGGGUGCAGUGGCGCCGUCGGCCGUUGGAACGCCGGGAGGCGCGACGCCUUCCACUGUGAAGGCUGGCGGAUCGGGCCUCGUGGCUAAAGGCGGAGCGCUCGGCAGGAUCCCAUCAAUAAAGAAGGUUGGCGUGGCAGAGCAGGCGAAGACCCAGAGUUCUGCGUCCACGCCGAAAACGGGUUUCAACAUCAUGCAGUUCAAGCAGAAGAAGGAGACCCCGAACACGCCAAAGGCCGCCGCGCCGUCGACGAAGCGUCCGACCGAGACGAAGAUCGUCAAAGAGUCUUCCACUCUCAUGACGCACGAGCAGCGUCGCCAGGAAUUCCUCAAGCGGCGUGACAUCGAGCGGGCGGAAAGGACCGCAGCCGAGAAGGACUCGCUCGACCUGUUGGAACAGAUCAAGGGCAUGCAGGAGUUCGAGACCGCCUACCGCUUGCAGAUCCGCCAGCUCAGCGAGUCGGAGAAGUCGAGGGUCAAGGAGGACGUGAGGCUCAUGUUGCCGAGGCUGUCGACGUUCGGGAGCGUCUUCAGCUUGUUCCCGCGCAAGGCAUGA